Messenger RNA from Oncorhynchus tshawytscha (Chinook salmon), 712 nucleotides. Its product is annotated as gamma-crystallin M2-like. Gene Ontology annotation, molecular function: structural constituent of eye lens. Lineage: Eukaryota; Metazoa; Chordata; Actinopteri; Salmoniformes; Salmonidae. The record is from RefSeq and is a predicted model, not a curated record. The transcript is spliced from 3 exons. Bases 49 to 576 code for a protein of 175 amino acids. Gene Ontology annotation, biological process: lens development in camera-type eye; visual perception.
CCUCAGCAGUACAGCUGGUGAGUGGGAGGUGAGCAAUAACAAUAAAACAUGGGGAAGAUUGUAUUCUUUGAGGAUAAGAAUUUCCAAGGUGGUAGUUAUGAAUGCAGCAGUGACAGCCCAGACCUGCACUCCUUCUUCAGCCGCUGUAACUCUAUCAGGGUGGAGAGCGGCUGCUGGGUUCUGUACGAGCGCCCCAGCUAUGCAGGCUACCAGUACAUCCUGACCCCUGGGGAGUACCCUGACCACCAGCAGUGGAUGGGCUUCAACGACAGCAUCAGAUCCUGUCGAUCUAUCAAAAACGUCUAUGGAAAUUCCUACAAGAUCAGAUGCUAUGACAGGCCAGAUUUUGCUGGCCAUAUGGCAGAGUGGAGUGAGGACUGCCCAUUGGUCCACGAAGCAUUCAAGUUCCAUGAGUUCCACUCUGCUGUGGUGAUGGACGGUGCCUGGGCAUUCUACGAGCUGCCCAACUACAGGGGGCGCCAGUACUUCCUGGAGCGCAAAGAGUACCAUAACUUCACGGACUGGGGCGCCACCUCCCCUGUCGUGGGCUCCUUCCGCAGGAUCACAGAGUUCUAGAACCUUACAACCUCUAGAGUUCUAGAGCCCUACGAUGACCCCUUUCCCAGAAACCUCUCUGCAGUGCCUUAUGACACCCACCUCUGUGUGAGAGUGUUGCAGUCUAACAAAUAAAACUCUGUCUGAUUCCCACAUA